Messenger RNA from Daphnia carinata, 1123 nucleotides. Its product is annotated as alpha-(1,3)-fucosyltransferase C-like. Gene Ontology annotation, cellular component: membrane. The transcript has 2 exons. The record is from RefSeq and is a predicted model, not a curated record. Lineage: Eukaryota; Metazoa; Arthropoda; Branchiopoda; Diplostraca; Daphniidae. Gene Ontology annotation, molecular function: alpha-(1->3)-fucosyltransferase activity. The coding region runs from base 210 to 1091 and encodes 293 amino acids.
CAACGUUUGGGAAACAGGAUGGACGGAAUGCAACUGCCGAUAGUGUGAAAACAAUAUUGAUUUGGAAUGCAUACUCCCGUUUUGAGUUGGAAGUUUUUGGCGACGGAUCUGAUACUUUCGCUAGCCAUAACUGUCCAAUAAACAAUUGUUUCAUCACAAAGAAUCGAUCUUGGGCUGCCCUUCGUGAUUUUGAUGCCGUCAUCUUUAAUAUGCCACCGCUUUCACUUUACAAAUUUCCAGUGGAUGGUUAUAGACGACCCGACCAACGUUAUAUCUUCUUUUCCCAAGAACCACCGCCAUACAUCGGAGAAGAAGUUACCAAAUUCAACCAUAUCUUUAAUUGGACAAUGUCAUAUGCAGCUCACUCGGACAUUCGCUACCAUUACGGAGAAGUUAUACCUUUACCAUCUGCCCCGACAACUCAUUCCAGUCGCACGGCAUAUAUUAAAUCUACUCGACACGGCGAGAAUUUCGCAGAAGGCAAGACGAAAAUGGUAGCCUGGUUUGUUUCUCAUUGCUACACUCAGAGUCGACGUGAAAAAUACGUAAGCAUUCUGCGUCAAUACAUCCCGGUCGACAUCUAUGGCGGUUGCUAUUCACAUCACUGUCCCAUGAAUGAAAGUGCCUUCUUGUCAACUGACCCUUGCUACGAUAUGCUCGAUAGUAACUACAAGUUUUAUCUUGCAUUCGAGAAUUCUUUCUGCGUCGAUUAUGUUACGGAAAAAUUUUUUGAUAUUCUCCAAAGAAGAAUUAUUCCUGUUGUGAUGGGUGGCGCAAAUUACUCUGCAAUAGCACCUCCGCAUUCGUAUAUCGACGCACUAUUGUAUAGUCCACGACAAUUGGCAGACUAUCUCAAAUUAUUGGCUUCGAAUGAUAAACUUUACAACGAAUAUUUUUGGUGGAAACCUCAUUUCAAGGUUGUAAGAAGAUACCCACGGUUAGCCUCCAACGCGCUGUGUUCUUUAUGCGAAAAGUUACAUCUUAACAAAACGCAGUCGGUCUAUCACGAUUUAGCAACGGGAUGGAGUCACAAAACACAAUGUAAAAGUCCGCGUUUUAAAGGUGUUCGAAUUUUCUUUGGCAUUUUUUGAAAUAACCUUGUGUUACACACUAUGCCAUGGAA